UCGGGCGUCAUAUAUAAUCCCCACUGAAGACUCUUCUCUCACCCAUCUCCGAACGCAGCCGAACGUAUCAGCCGUCCUGCGCUUCUCCUUAGCGAGUAGAGUAGACCUCCAUCUGUUGUUCUCAGCCGCCGGCGGAAGAGAAGAUGGCCUACGGGAUGAAGCCGACCAAGCCCGGUCUGGAGGAGCCGCAGCAGCAGAUACACAAGAUCAGGAUCACCCUUUCCUCCAAGAAUGUCAAGAACCUCGAGAAAGUGUGCACGGAUCUUGUUCAUGGUGCAAAGACCAAGGAUCUCAAGGUCAAGGGACCGGUGAGGAUGCCCACCAAGGUUCUUCACAUCACCACGAGGAAGUCCCCUUGUGGAGAAGGAACCAACACGUGGGAUAGAUUUGAGCUCCGUGUUCACAAGCGAGUGAUUGAUCUCUUCAGCUCUCCAGAAGUGGUCAAGCAAAUUACCUCGAUCACCAUUGAGCCAGGCGUUGAGGUUGAGGUCACCAUUGCCGAUAACUAGUGCGCUUUCGGUUAUGUUUUGCUGAGCUGCAUUGGUUUUUCUUUUUUUUGCCCUAAGUUCAAAGUUCUGAGAACAAGAAAAUGCGGUAUGGUGACGUUUUUAGGGCGUAAUUAGCAAGUUAAGAUGUUUCUUGGAAUUCUAGUUAAUUUUGUGAUUUUGGAUCUGAUAUAUGGCGAGGUAUCUUUAAACAUGUGAUUCAGUUAUCGAGAAAUGAAUUGUUGUUUUGACUCGA
Molecule: messenger RNA, 741 nt
Organism: Punica granatum (pomegranate)
Lineage: Eukaryota; Viridiplantae; Streptophyta; Magnoliopsida; Myrtales; Lythraceae
Source: RefSeq, a predicted model, not a curated record